UUCCUCUUUCUUUUUCAUUUAUUACUACUUUAAUAAUCUACACAAUAGAAACUCCCCACUCUUUGUUUUCUUGAAAGUUCUUAUCUUUCUCAAAGAACCCUGCUCAAGCCGGUUGAAGAUUUUAUUCUUCAGGAGGGUUUUAACGACGUUCAUUAUUUUCACUAUAGCAUCCCUCUCCAUGGAUGUUGUAGAGAGAAGGAUUUCAUCCUGCUAUGCCAAACUUCCAUGGAUAUUCAAAGGAAGUGCCUUAUAUCAGAUUAAUCUUGUGAAGGCUGCGACUGCUCGAGCAUUCAUCCCUAAGGAGCUUCGAUUAGUUGAAGCUUUUGGAUACACUCUUGGUGGGUUUUUCCUCGCUAGCUACGAUGAUAGCCCCGCUGGUGUCUUCGAUGAGCUUGUGGUGAUUGCAGGAACUGUAUGGAACCCUCCUACAUCAUGCGCAUGGGCCGCAAGGGUGCUUGUAAACAGUGAUGAGGCUUGUCAUCACGGACGCAAGGAAGUAGGACUACCAAGCCAAGUUGCAAGAUUUUCAAAAAAAAUAACAGCAGUUCCAAAGGGGAAAAGGGAGAGAACUUUUGGUUUAUUGGACACAUUUACGCUAGGAACUUCUAUGUCUCACCCUGAAGAUAUGGUGGAGGUUAAGGUUAGUGAAGUUGAUGGUGCUGCUUCUGCUGAUAUCUGCAGUAUCAAAUUUAGAUCAGACGAAAUGGAGAAAAAACUCGGAAACUGGAUGGGACCAGCAAUCAAAAUGUCACUACCGAGUUUUAGUGGAAAUACAAAGUACUUUCCGAACCUGCUCAAAUAUUCAUGCCACCUCCAGUGCAGGGUGAGGCCGGUGAGACCUGCGGUAGUAUCACAUCCUUUGGACAAUGAGACAGAUUCAGGAGAGAAUAUUCACUCAUCACAAGAGUUGCAUGAAAAUGAAAGGAGGUUAAGUGUAGCUGUAAUGCUAUCAAAACCAAUCAUAGCUCUUGAAUUUAAAGACUUAACAAUGCAAGUAGAAGCUCCUGUUGUAGUUUAACACAACACUCAAGUUCCAAGAACAUACACGUCCUUCCUACUACAAGAACUCUUCAGGAAGAGGAUGACUAUCCAAGAACGCUUUAAAUAGCACUAGUGAUCUCUGAGGCUGUGAGAAUGGGACCUCGUGUGAAGCUCC
Messenger RNA from Brassica oleracea var. oleracea, 1156 nucleotides. RefSeq lists its product as uncharacterized. Lineage: Eukaryota; Viridiplantae; Streptophyta; Magnoliopsida; Brassicales; Brassicaceae. The record is from RefSeq and is a predicted model, not a curated record. The transcript has 12 exons. The coding region runs from base 179 to 1018 and encodes 279 amino acids.